Messenger RNA from Mizuhopecten yessoensis (Yesso scallop), 2774 nucleotides. RefSeq lists its product as uncharacterized. Lineage: Eukaryota; Metazoa; Mollusca; Bivalvia; Pectinida; Pectinidae. The transcript has 10 exons. The coding region runs from base 311 to 2590 and encodes 759 amino acids. The record is from RefSeq and is a predicted model, not a curated record.
AAAUACCGACUAGCCCUGGAUACAAGUCACCGACACCGGCGUUUAUAUGGCCUAAUUUAACCACGUGCUGUGUCCUCCAUGUGCUCAAAUAGUUGUAUACAAACAUAUCGACUAGGAUACAACCCCCUCCCAUUAGCAGCUUUAGCGCGAGUGAUGCUGAUAAGCAAAGGUUAAAGUUUGACCCGGAAGUGGUGGUAAGACACACGAGCAGCCGUUCAGUAAAGUGGAUGAUUUUGUACACAAAACAAAGAGAUGGGACGGUGGGGUUUGGAAACUUAGCGAGAGGAAUUAUUACUUCCAAUUGGUCAGGAUGUAUUUAAUGAGAUCUAAGAAGCAUUUUGAAAACCAGGAUUUCAAGGAAUUACAAGAUAAACGUGAAAAAUUUUCCGAGCGACAUCGGGAUGCCUCCAGUCGAUCAUCAGAGUCUGCUUCAGUGGAUAAAAGUCCUGCAAAAACAAAUAAAAAGGAAGAAUUUACUCUAGAGGAACUUCCAGAUGGAGCUUGUUUUAGACCAAAGUCUGUUUUAUCAAAUGUGCAGGAUGCUGAAACGGCUGUUAGACCAGCUGAGUACAUCGGAAGCUUCUCUGUCCAAGGUGCUGACCAGAAUGCUCGGGCAGAAUGUGUCCAAAGUCACCUAGAGGACAUGAGGACUGUGGGCAAAAGUAAGAAGGUCCUGCUGGUCAUCUCCUUGUCCGGGAUAAAAGUCUGCAGCAGCAAUGGGGAGAGUGUAUACAUGGCCCACGCCCUGAAGAGGAUUUCCUAUGCAACAUGUGACCCGGACCAUUGUCAGUUUUCCUUCCUGGCCAGGGAACCCAAGGGACACAUCAAUCUCCAGUUCUGUCACGCCUUCGUUACCAGCUCCUCAGAGGAGGCAGAGGAACUAAACACUAUCAUUGGGAAUGCUUUCAAGAUGGCCUACGCGCAGCAGAGAGUGCGACAACCCACAUUCAACGAGCUCAUCGAGAUACAACUGAACGAGCAGAAAGCUAAGUUCGCUGAAUAUCAGGUUCAGGCCCAGAAAGAGUUCAAACAGAAGCUCACCGAGAUAGCUACCCCGACGCCGUUCUCAGAAAAGGCAAUUCAGCGCAUGGAAAUGCGGCGGCAGUCCAGUAGUGACGAUGUCCAAGAAAAAGAACGGGAACUUGCUGUGGGCAAAAAUAAACUCUGGUUUUCGUUACAACGUAGCCCCAUCAAGGCUAAGCAAGCAGUAGACAAGGUGAAGCAUCGUUCUGCUGCCAACGAAACUUUAAGUUCCUCACCCCCGGGGCGCAGUGAGUCCCCUACGGUUGGAGGGAGGCCCCAGUCAGAGGCUCUGAUCCACAACUACAGUAUUGGAGACCCGACCAACAAACGUAAUUCCACUCCUGUUCACUCUCUUAACCAGAACGCUUCCUCCCUGGCAUUUCUCCGUAGUUCCUUUGACAGUACAAAUAACUCAGGGAAGAGUAAAGGAUCUCCUGUGACAGCCCUGAAGGAUGCUAUAGACAAAGGGUUUUGUAACGGGUCUCUCUCUAGCCAGGACAGCACAGACUCAGCCGGACUCAUUAUACAUGACCAAGAGGGCUACCUCGCCCCUCAUAAUGGCAGGCUACUUAAUGAGGACAAGAACAAGAAUCUGUGCAACAAGAUGGUCAAUCGUCCCCUUCCAGCCCUCCCUUCCCAAACCAAUGGUCAGUCAGGCAGUCCGUGUAAACACAAAAACUGGACAAGUAUGGACGAUGAUGUGCUAGUACCCCGAAGGUCAAGGUCACGGGGAGACAACAUGGGAGACUCCCCUAAAAGGAGGCCGGCCCGACCAUUAAGUGAAGUGUUCUCUGACAAAAAACUUUCUGCAUGUAAUUUCCCUGGUGCUAGACUCGAUGAGCCUGGGUGUUAUAUGUAUGGCUCGAGGGAAAUGCAGACUCGACAAAUACGAAACUCAAGGUCAGAGGGCAUGCAGAUACAACAGCAGCUUCACAUACAAAGCCAGCAAUUAAUAAACAACCACAGAUCCCCAAGUAAGCACGAUGAUCACACUUCACCAUCAAAGCAAGUGUUUAGAUACCAAAAUAACCAAAGUCCCUUCCAAGAGCCUAGCUCCUGUGAGAGUACCGAGGACCCUAGUCAGCCCAACAAAUCACGUCCAGGACUCGAGUCGUUGAUGGGACUGGAUCGGAGCCACAUUGAGGAUGAAACGCUACGCCAUGCAUCAUGGUACCAGGCUGGGAUUCCACGGGAGAUCGCCCUGGAGAUCCUUCAGCAAGAGGACAUUGGAUCGUUUAUCGUGCGUGACAGCUCCACGCACCCGGGGUGUUAUGCUCUCUCAGUCCGUGUUCCCAAGUUUGAGAACCCCACAGGCAUCUCACAUUACUUGAUACUGAAGACACAGCGAGGAGUAAAGUUAAAGGGUCUGGAGAAGGAAUGGCCAGAUCUGAUCGCUCUAGUCACACAUCACACCGUCAUGUCGGAGAUGUUACCGUGUACGUUACGUCUGCCACACAAAUCCAACAACCCGACCUUCAAGGAUAGCGACAAGGACGAGAAGGAGGAGGAUCCGGACUAUCAACGUCUCUCUGACUUCUCGUCCAUGAUGGACACGCUCAAAAUGUAGCUGCCAUGCCUCAGGUUUCCAGGGAUACUGCAAUGAACACCAACAAGAAGUGUACUGGUAUUUGAUGUUACCAUGGAUACUACAGUAGCAGACCAUGGACACUGACAAGUCAUCUACAAUGUAGUUAUCCAGUGUUUGUAUUCACCAUGGAUAUUUGUGGUUACCAUGGAUACUGCAGUGGCUA